AUGUCAGAGCCUAUAUCGGAGACUGUUCUGGGCAGAAUCGAAAAAUUACCAACAGAGCUCAUAGAUCACAUUGUCGAGGCCAGUCUUUUCUCUGAACCUCUUGGAUCACAUGAUGCAUUACAUACUCUCCAAGCCUUUUGCCAAGAGGAAAAGGACUCGAUCUUCAAAAGCAGGAUCCAUGCUGUUCUUAAAAGCCAUUCAAUUCGAAAGAGAAUCGAGACUAGUUGGAAACUCUGCCCUAACUUUAACCAUACGAAGACUUGUCGGCAUACUUUCGAUAAAACCGCUCCGCAUGAUUUAGCUUCAAAAACUAUUGUUAAUUGCGCUCAGUGCUUUUUAUUCCUACUUGAUCAUCAAACAAUUCGCGCUUCCUCUUUUUGUCAGGAUGGACAGAGUUUCUAUCUAAUUGCAGCCAAAUCAGAGGACCUUGGUGUGAUAAGACGAAUACUAUCCUCGAUAAAGAUCCAAGAGCUCUUUAAACCUGCUUCAGUGAAUAGAGGAAAUAGUGAAUGCAAAUCGAUAUUGCAACUCACUACCUCGAAUGCCCAAUCGUUCCAGUGUUGCUGGGAACGGCUUCGAUUGCGACCCGAAAUCAGUUUAUCCAGUCUUAGGCCAAGCGAGAUAAGGGAGCUGUGCCGAUUUGCUGAUAUAGAUCUGGCAAGUAACCUGCUAGAUCGAGGCGUGGAUCUAGGGAUGCCUGACGCAAACAACGGAUUUACGAGUUGGCAUGCGCUCUUACACCAGCAGAACCCAGAGCCAAUGUUAGAUUGGUUUAAGGGCCGUGGCUUGGAGCCUCCAGAAGAUCUCUUGACCUAUGCUACGACAGACAACCACGUGGACGCAGCUAGAUGGAUCUUACACCAUUCCGUAAGCUAUGAAGAUUGGCGCAGAGCUACAUUUGUGGCAGCCGGUGACUUGGAGCCUAAGAGCGGUGAAAUCCUUGAAGUGAUCAUACAACACCCACCUCCAGAAUAUAGAACAGACCGCACGCUCUCACAGGAUCUUUUGAUAAGGAUCGUCGACAAUGCGCGCGAUCAGAGUCGUUGGUAUGAUUCAUACCUCCCAGGCAAAUACUUCCAUGAAUGGGAAAUUGAUCGGCUACAAAGCGCCAGGGCAUGUUUGGAAGAGGUUGCUGUUCGGAAGAUCAAAUCAGUGCGAGGAUUGAGUGAUGGUGCUGGAGUGGCUGGUAUUAAGGUUGAAGCGAGGCAAGCUGGCCUACAUAUGAUCACGGAAGCUCUAGAGGCUUUUAAUUAA
This is a messenger RNA of Penicillium egyptiacum, 1254 nucleotides long. The record is from the annotation of a GenBank genome assembly. Lineage: Eukaryota; Fungi; Ascomycota; Eurotiomycetes; Eurotiales; Aspergillaceae.